UGAGGUAACAAUCACCAUACCCCUCACUCACCGCACUCAUUAAUCCAGAAUGCCUCAUCUUCCAGACGAAAUUCUCCUACAAAUCGCCGGCCAUGUCGAGCACCAGAAAGACCAUCUCUGCUUUAUUAUCGCGUGCCGUCGCUUCUAUGAUGUACUACUACCAACCCUCUAUACCGAUGUCAAGCUCUUGAACCGACAGCGGCCGUGGGCUGUCAACGACACCGCCCAAGUGCGUUCUUUCCUCCGCGCUGUUUUCCGAAACCCCGCAUUAGCCCAGAAUGUGCGUUCGUUACGGCUGGUCCACCCGUGGGCCGACUUGAUUUCAGAACUGGGCUCGGAUAACGACUACUUUGAUGAUUUUGACAAGGCGAUCGUAGAUGGAAACACCAGCGAAUAUAGUGUGGAGGAUAUGGAUGACGCCAUGAACCAGGUCCUUUCGACGUCUUACAUUGCGGAAGAUCUCGAGGAACAAGAGCUCGGAGAGGACCAGGCGAUGGUGGACGAACUGAUGGGCGGGGCAGGCAUCGAGUCGGACCUUGAGAGGAGGGCAUGGGAGCUUUGUCUCGAGUACGGAUUCGCGGAUGUUUGGGUCGCGAUGCUGUUGCCGCGGUUGAAUAACAUCCGGAAGUUGAGUCUGCGGUUACCAGAUGGCGGGGUCUGUGUCGUGCAGACGUUGAAAAGAGCAGCAAGGCAACCGAGCUCGGUGUUUCCGUAUUUGAGUGACGUGUUUGUGGAGGAUUGCUCUGCAUUGGGCUGUACAGAGGCGUAUAGAUGGAACAGCUUUUUCGCAUUCCCGUCCAUGCGAAGGAUGCAUGGAGUUCAGGUAGCCGAACUGGAAUCACCACAGGCACCGACAGCUUCAUCUUCAGCUACGGAAAUCGAUCUUUACCAAUGUGGUGGUGGUCAGGGAAUGAAAGACUGGGUUGGACGGUGCAAGGCGCUGAAAUCAUUCAGAAUGAUUAGCGGCAAUCUCGAUCUCACAGAAGUCCGAUUUGACCCCAAUGCCUAUUGUCGGUCUCUCACGCCUCAUAAGGAAACGCUGGAGUUCCUCUGGCUGGAUUGUGGCUCUGCAGGCGGAGAGGGCGAUUCUGUGGAACUUACUGAGUCCUUUGCUACUUUCACUGCCCUCAGACAUCUUCAUCUGCGAUUGGAAAAUAUGUUCAAACGAAUGAGCAACUUGUUUCCACCGUCCCUUGAAGCAUUAUUUCUCCGUGAAGGAAACCAAGGGGAAACAGGAGGUAUCCACCACCUGACAGACAUGAUCCGCUCGCGGUCUAUGCCCAGACUGUCCCGAGUUGAUCUUGAGAUGGGCAUGGACAACAACCACGAGGUCAUGGCAGUAUUGCAGGAUCUACAAGUAGCAUGCAGCAACGCCGGUGUUUCUUGUGUGCUUUGGGAACGGAACAGUAAUGAGGCGCAGGAUUAUGCAAAUUCGACCUGGAAUUCUUUACAUGGUCGUGAUUGUACUUUGACUAACUCGACUGAUGAUCUAAGAAAUUGAUGGAAUUUAGUGUGGGAGCAUACUAGUAUGAAGAAUAUCAACCCCGCACAGAGUAAUGUGAAUAUCCUUUCACUAUCUAUACAUCAAAUCUGUUGCCGUCAGAAAUGCCUUACGUGUCUCACGGUCUCACGUUCAAUGCCCCCUUGCUGGUGAUGCUUUAGAACACCGAUCAUUGCUCGAUUUAUGCAGACCUGCUGUACUUCCAUCCUCAAUUUGUUAUAUUGUCGGUCAGUCCGGUUAUUGGUGCGUUCGGGUCUGUUCGGUGAUAUGAGGUAUUACAAAAGUAAAGGUAUUCUAUAAAGUGCAUUAUCUUUGUGCUCGACCUAGAUAAAACGAAAACUACAACCUCACAGCUUGUUUGAUACCAAGCUUCUGCUCUAUAUCCUUGUAUAAAACACGCUCAAGGACCUCCAAUGGCUUCACCACUUCCGGAUGCUCAACUGGCC
Molecule: messenger RNA, 1947 nt
Organism: Aspergillus wentii DTO 134E9
Lineage: Eukaryota; Fungi; Ascomycota; Eurotiomycetes; Eurotiales; Aspergillaceae
Exons: 1
Coding region: 50-1501 (483 amino acids)
Source: RefSeq, a predicted model, not a curated record